AAAAAAAAGUGUUUCCUGUAUUUUAUAAACCUUUGAAGACAGCCCGUCUAGAGGCGGUCCUGGGAUAACUCGGAAUAAAUAACACUAUGCGAAAUGGAUCAACGACAAAAGUCUAAAUUAUCAUCCCUCAAUGAUGAAGAUAUUGCAACAUUUUUGGAUUUACUAGAAAUCGACGAUGAUACAGACGUGGAAGAAGAUCUCGAAGAUCUUUUAUACGAAAAUGUGGACGAUGCAGAAUUACCUAUCGACACUGGAAUUGACGAGGUGAUUAACAGGGCGGUAAAUUUGUCAGAUUCUAUGCUGGAAUCAGAAGUGUGUGUCAAUUUAUGUCUCGUUGAUCAUUUCAAUAACAGGUUUCAGUCCAUUCCGAUGACUCAACGUUUAUGUGACGAUGAACAAAUGUGCGCACCGAAGAUGAGGACUUUCCUUCGACAAUAUCUGCCAGAUAAACCACAUAAAUGGGGUAUAAAACUUUCGUUUUGUGUGACUCCUUCGGAUUUUGUUAUAACUUCGAAAUAUAUUGCGGCGCAGGAGACAAUGCUGUUCUGACUGAUACACCAGAUCUUGGGGCAUCAGCGAAUGUGGUGGUCCGAUUUUCCCGUAAUAUUCCAGAUUUUAAAAACCAUAUAACAUAUUUCGACAACUAUUACACGUCACUGCCACUUCUGGUUUAUCUAAAAUCACGCGGAAUACAUUCGCUGGGAACUAUUCGUUCAAAUCGAAUUCCGAAUUGCAAACUUCCGACAGAUCUUGAUCUCAGGAAACAACCCCGUGGAUAUUCAACUGAAUUUUGUGGAUCUGCUUUAGGAGUUGACAUUUCUUUAUCAGUUUGGAAGGACAAUAAAAUAGUGUGACUCGCAUCGAGUUACGCAGGCGAAAAGCCCUUCCAGAAUGAAACAAAUGUUAUAAAUAAGGUGUCGCGGUUCGUCCGCUCAGG
Anastrepha ludens (Mexican fruit fly) is the source of this 937-nucleotide messenger RNA. RefSeq lists its product as uncharacterized. NCBI's taxonomy places the organism in Eukaryota, Metazoa, Arthropoda, Insecta, Diptera, Tephritidae. The coding region runs from base 94 to 549 and encodes 151 amino acids. The transcript is spliced from 2 exons. The record is from RefSeq and is a predicted model, not a curated record.